This is a messenger RNA of Zingiber officinale, 3930 nucleotides long. Its product is annotated as putative disease resistance protein RGA1. The record is from RefSeq and is a predicted model, not a curated record. Gene Ontology annotation, molecular function: ADP binding. NCBI's taxonomy places the organism in Eukaryota, Viridiplantae, Streptophyta, Magnoliopsida, Zingiberales, Zingiberaceae. The transcript is spliced from 3 exons. The coding region runs from base 279 to 3662 and encodes 1127 amino acids. Gene Ontology annotation, biological process: defense response to other organism.
GUAAGCUUCCACUGAACUGAAACUCGGAAGUCUACAGCUUGACUUUGUCUCCAAACUCACCUUUUGCAAUAUUUGCUUCCGGAGAGUAUUGUGUAGUUUGCAGAAGCAUCGCCCAACUUUGCUUUGAUCUCCAACUUCCUUUUAGCAAGAUUUGCUUCCUGAGAGUAUUCUGUAGUUUGCAGAAGCAUCGCACACUCAACGAUCACCUCUAGAUCCACUUUAUUUGGAGAUCUGAAAGAAGAGCAAGAAUCUGCCGCUGCUCUCUGAUCUGCAAUCAGAUGGCGGUGUCACUAACAGUGGUGGGGGGAUGGUUCGCGCAGGCCUUCAUCCAGACCUUGAUCGAUAAGGCCAGCGAUAAAUCCAUCCAACUGUUUGCCGAACGCCGGGGUUUCGCGGCGGACAUGGAUAAACUGCGCAUCUCGUUGCUGGAGACUCAAAUCAUCCUUGACGAGGUGCAGAUUAGUCGGAGCAACAACACCAAGUGGAAGAGAUUGAUGCAGGAACUCAAGGAUGCUGCUUAUGAUGCUGAGGACUUGAUAGAUGAGUUCCAAUACCAUGUCCUCAGGCAGAAGGUCAAAGGUGAAGAAGAGAACAAGGCAAGCGGCUCCAGUGGCCUUCCAAACAUUUUUUCUGUUGCAAAAGAAAAGUUGUUUGGUUCUUCUCAUUCCUUGGAGGAAGAUGCCAUGAGAGCUAGCGUGGUGGAGAUUCAAGGAAGGCUGGAGAGAAUUGCUAACAGUAUGAAGAGCAUCAUGAAUGUGUUACCAUCAAAUGAUAGAGGGAAGCAACCAGAUCAGGUGAAGUUUCAGGCCAGAGAAUCAUGCUCUUCCCCGGUGACGGACAUAUUGUUUGGUAGAGACAAAGAACUGAAUCAAGUGGUAGACUGGUUGUUGGGGUCAGCUAAUCAGGUGGAACCUGCAUCGGAAUUUGUCACUGAUACCUUCUCCGUCUUGCCCAUUGUCGGGAUAGGAGGGGCUGGAAAGACUACUCUUGCUCAAUAUGCGCACAAACACAAUAGAGUUCAGGUUCAUUUUCACCUCAAGAUUUGGGUCUGUGUGUCUGACAAUUUCACUGUGCAAGGACUCGCUAAAUCUGUAAUACAGUCAGUAACUCCACAAAAGCAAUAUGAUAGCAUGGGGUUAGAACCUCUUCAAAAACUACUCCAUGAGCAUAUUGCGAAUAAGAAGUUUCUGCUUGUUCUUGACGACGUGUGGAGCGAUAAUAAGAGUAUCUGGCAUAAAUUCUGUGCACUACUUAAAGUUGGAGCUCAUGGUAGCAAAAUCAUUGUUACGACUCGAGAUAUGAAAGUUUCAAAAAUGGUUAGCUUGGUGGAACCAAUUUUGCUCCAUGGUUUAGACGAAGAUGCCUUUUGGCAAUUGUUCAAGAAAUGCUCAUUUGGCACACUCGACCCUACAGACUAUCCGGAGCUAGAAGACAUUGGUAGAAAGAUUGCUCGCAAGUUGAAGGGCUCACCAUUAGCCGCAAAGACACUCGGCAGUGUUUUGAAAUCAGAUUUGUGCCAGCAACACUGGGACACCAUAAUGAAGAGCGACAUAUGGAAAGUAAAACAAGAUGAAGAUGACAUUAUGCCAGCCCUGCAUUUAAGUUAUCAAUAUCUUAAUGAAAAUCUGAAGCAGUGUUUUUCUUUUUGCUCGGUGUUCCCUAAAGACUACGUGUUCGAAGAAGCUGAAUUGGUUCGAAUGUGGAUGGCUGAAGGCUUCAUCGAAGAUAAAAACACAAAGAGGAUGGAAGAUGUUGGAAGUGACUAUUUUCUUGAGUUUGUUAACAGGUCUUUCUUUCAAGAAUUCAAAUUUGGUGGAUUCGUGAUGCAUGAUCUUAUACAUGAUUUAGCUGAGAUGAUUUCUGCGGAAGACACAUGUAGUAUUGAAAUAAAAAGACAAACAAAUACGCUUUCCAUAGUUCGACAUCUACGUGUAGAAGGAAAACUGCCAUUGGAGUUCUUUGGAUACGACAAGUUGCACACCUUGCUGUUGAGAACAAAAUCACCUCCCGAUAGCAUUUUUGAAAAACUAAGAAGCAUUCGCGUUCUGGAUGUAAGUUGGUGUGACUUGCAGGAGUUAUCUGAACAUAUUAGUAAAUUGAUUCACCUCCGUUACCUUGAUAUAUCGUGGAAUUCUGAAAUUAAAAUUUUGCCUAACUCAUUAUGCGACCUUUAUAAUCUGCAAACGCUGAAGAUACAAGGGUGUGAUGAACUAAAGUCUGUACCACAAGAAUUGAGUAAGUUGGCCAAUCUGAGACACAUUUAUGCAGAUCCCAAGUUUUGGAAGAUGAUAAAGGAUGUACGGAAACUAACUAAUCUUCAAGAAUUGUCAAUAUUUAGAGUUCAAGAGGACGAUGGACUCAAGCUUGGACAACUAAAGGAUAUGACACAGCUUCAUGGAACACUUGGUAUUUGCAAUCUUGAGAAUGUUGUUGAUAGCACAGAAGCACAGCAGGCUGAGUUAAAGAACAAAGUCCGCCUAAAUAAAUUGGUAUUGGAAUGGAAUGAUAAGAAGGAUGCCAAGUUGGAAGAGGAAGUAAUUGAAGGUCUGCAGCCACACGAAUCACUUAAAAUAUUGAAAAUUGAAGGGUACAAUGGAGGUAGGUCACCUAGUUGGUUGAUGCCGAAAGUUCUAUCCAAUUUGGAAGAACUUGAAUUAGCAAAUUGCAAGGGAUGGGAUGACGUUCUGCCAUUUAUUGGUCAACGUUUGCAUCUGAUUGAACUUCGCAUGACCAACAUGCCUGCUUUGAAACGACUGAGUCAUGAAUUUGAAGGCAAGUGUUUUCCAAAGUUGAAAGUGCUUGAGUUAAGCUAUUUUCCGGCAUUGAGAGAGUGGUCUUGGACUGAGGGCAAAGAUCUAUUUCCCUGCAUGCGUGAACUUCGCGUCUGCCUUUGUCCCAAACUAAAGAGAUUGCCUCCCUUCCCUCCUUCCCUAGAAAUAUUGAGAAUAGAAGACUGUCCCAAGCUCAUAUUAAAUAGCAGAACGGAAGAUGAUGGGGAAGGUGGCUGCUAUCUACCGCCCUCACUCAAGGUAUUAGAAUUGGACAACUGUGGCGAAUAUUCAAAACUUUUGCCUGAAUGCUUGCCCAACCUUCGUUUAGUUACUCGAUUGACCAUAAGGCAUUGCCCACAUAAAACGUCUAUUCCUCUGGUUCAAUUGGAUGUAGAAGAUGAACAAGCAGCGAGCUUCUUGUCAUCUCUGCGUUAUUUAUGCGUGGACAACACUGCUCUGCUUAAAAUGUUUCCUCUGAGAAACUCACUGCCAUUCAUCACAGAACUUGAAAUUAAUUCAUGUUCCGAGGAGGUGAUAUUUGAGGAGGAAAUAUUGGUGCGAAGCCUCCCUGCUGUUACAUCUCUAAGCUUUUGUUUUUGCGAUGCACUACAAUCUCUGCCGACAGAAUUGUUGCAUAGCUUUCCUUUCCUAGAAGAAUUAAAAAUACACAACUGUCCACAGCUCCAAUCGCUGCCAGACAUAGGACUUUCUCCCUUCCUCAAAACACUUCGUAUAUGCUACUGUCCACAGAUUCCAGCGAUACCCGAGGCCGGGCUUCCCCAGUCAUUAGAAAUUUUCGAUUGCUUUGGCAAUGUUCAUCCAACGCUGAAGGAGCAGUCACAAAAGUUCUACGCAGAUAGAUAUGAUAUAGGAGAGCAAGGUUGGAAUUGAAAUGAGAACCUGAACGGCUCAAUUAAUUAUCACAACAAGGAUCUGGUUCUUCAUGGGCAUAUACUAUGCAUAAGACAAGCAGUAAAAGCAUCUAUUGAAGUUUGUUGAUAAUAAUGUUCAAGUGAUAGCUUCGCGAUAUGUUCUUAUGGAGAUAUAUGGUGUCUUUAGUUGGGAACAAAAUUUACUUUACGUGUCAUUGGUGUGCAUUUCUUUAAUUUUCACAAACUUGCUAAAUAAAUAUUAUGACAUUAAUUUGUCAUUUUAACAA